GCUUUUCUUAAAUGCAGUGUGGUUGCUUUGGCAUCCAUAUGCAUGUGCUACAGCCAGUUGAGAGCCUAUGGGUUCCGUGGCCUGAGACCUUCCUACCAGCUGUGGGACCUGCUCCAGCUUGUGAGACAGGGCUCUCCUUUCUUUCUAAGCUCCCUGCAGUUAAAAGAGUCUCUGUUUUGCAACAUGCUGUGCUUUCAUCUUGUCUCUGCUCUUUGCCAGAGCUUUUGGCUCACUUUUUUCCUCUUGAAUGUCACUUCUCAGCCACCCUUCUGCAGACUACAGCAGGGUGUGGGAAGAGCUGAGCACCAUCUCCUGGAAGCACCAAACAUAAACCUGCAACGACAACAGAUGCUGGACCUGAUGCCCUGCCUGGGAGCACUGUGACAAAGCCUGCUUUGUGUCUGGCUGCUCCUCUCCUUUGCUGCCUGCCUGGGGACUAGCUCAGCCGACAUGUGGCUGUGACUGAUCUGGGCACAACAUGGACACAGCUCCGAGGGGUCUGUGUGCUGUGCAGUCAAGCCAGAGGUGGGCUGGGCUGCACAGCUGUUCCUGGAGGCAACAGCAGCAGGAUUCACAGUGGCAGGCAAUGUUUGGUUCCCGUGGACUGCGCAGGAGAGCAGGAUCAGCCAUCAGGGCUGACAAGAGGGACCGGGGCUGGGUCAGCCUGUCAGAAGGGGGGAUGAUGCCUGUGAGACUUGGCUAGAGGAUGUCUUUAAAUCCAGUUCUGGAUUUAAUUCUGGAUUAAAGCUGCUGCCUAGUGGGCUCAGCUUGCAGCCACCUACAAGCCUGCAGAGGAGAGGGCUGCAUCUCCCAAAGCUGUCCCUGCAGCUCCUCUGCUUUGAUACGGCUUGCCCUUUCCUACUGGUUCCCUCUCGCCAGGUCCCCUCUCUGAAGCAGUUGCAGUGAAUAACAUACUGUCCUCACAGUGCUGCUGGCUCAGAUGGUGACAGGAACAACACAGACUUUCCCGUUCCUCUCAAAAACUGCAGGACAGGGAGGAACCCUUGGAAAUGCUCUGGAUGCAUCUGUAGAACCAGCUUGUGCCACGCUCAUCUCUGGUCUGACCCAUCUCCAGGUUGCCCCCAAGAGAAUCCACAUGAUAAUAAGAUAAUAAUAAGAUAUAAGAUAUAAUAAUAAGAUAAUCACUUAGGGCAGAUGACAAAACUCUUUGAAAGAACUGUGGAGGUUGAAGAUGGAACCCUGUGGCUACUCUGAGCUGCAAGACAAGGAGCCGUUUGUCUUCAGACCCUUCCCUUGGGGCCCAUGGAGAGGAGGGUCUGCUCAGGGAGGGCAGUGGCUUCCCAGCCCAAGCCUUAGUGACAGUGCUGGGAUUGCCUCUGUGGGGCAUGCCCGCAGUGUACGUACCAGCAAGCCCAUGGAAAGCCUCCCUGGUGUGUGUGGUCUGGGCUGGGCUGUGGGGAUGACGGAGCUCCGCUCUGGAGUGAGCUGCCCUAGGCUCGCUCUUUUCACCAGCUCAAAAUCUGUGAAGGGAUGAAUGGGGUUCUUGCUUGUGGCUGGCAUGGCAGAAUACGUCCCCCAGCCUCCCUCCACCUGGCCCGUGGGCGCACAGCCCCCUCACACCUCUGCUGUCUGCCCACUGGAGCCUGUGGAUCUGGGGGUCUCAGAGCAGCAAACGCCGCCGGAGCAGCCGCCGACCUCCCCUGAGCUGGGUGAGGAUGAGGAGGUCACCUCCCCGCCGGACCCUGAUGUCCCUUACCCUGACUUGGCCCCGGUUGUCUUCUUCUGCUUGAAGCAAACCACCAGCCCGCGGAGCUGGUGCAUCAAAAUGGUGUGCAACCCCUGGUUUGAGUGUGUCAGCAUGAUGGUGAUUUUGUUAAAUUGCGUUACCCUGGGGAUGUACCAGCCAUGUGAGGAUAUGGACUGCCUUUCCGACAGGUGUAAAAUCUUGCAGGUAUUUGAUGAUUUCAUCUUCAUCUUCUUUGCCAUGGAAAUGGUCUUAAAGAUGGUGGCCCUGGGGAUCUUUGGCAAGAAAUGUUACCUUGGAGAUACCUGGAACCGCCUGGAUUUCUUCAUUGUCAUGGCUGGGAUGGUGGAAUACUCCCUGGAUCUUCAAAACAUUAACUUGUCUGCAAUCCGUACUGUCCGUGUCCUGAGACCCCUGAAAGCUAUCAACCGUGUGCCUAGCAUGCGCAUCCUUGUGAACUUGCUCCUGGACACCUUGCCCAUGCUGGGGAAUGUUCUUCUCCUCUGCUUCUUUGUCUUCUUCAUCUUCGGCAUCAUCGGGGUGCAGCUGUGGGCUGGGCUGCUCCGCAACCGCUGCUUCAUGGAGGAGAACUUCACAAUACAAGGUGACAUUGUCCUGCCCCCUUAUUACCAGCCUGAGGAAGAUGAUGAGAUGCCCUUUAUCUGCUCACUGUCAGGAGACAAUGGAAUUAUGGGCUGCCAUGAGAUACCCCCACUGAAGGAGCGGGGCCAUGAAUGUUGUUUGGACAAGGAUGAUUAUUAUUACUACAACUCAGUCCGGCAAGAGUUCAACAUCAGUGGCAUGUGUGUCAACUGGAACCAGUACUACAACGUGUGCCGUACAGGCAACGCCAACCCGCACAAGGGUGCCAUCAACUUUGACAAUAUCGGGUAUGCCUGGAUCGUGAUAUUUCAGGUGAUCACACUGGAAGGGUGGGUAGAGAUCAUGUACUAUGUGAUGGAUGCCCAUUCCUUCUACAAUUUUAUCUACUUUAUCUUGCUGAUAAUCGUGGGCUCCUUCUUCAUGAUUAACCUGUGCCUGGUGGUCAUCGCCACGCAGUUCUCUGAGACCAAGCAGCGAGAGCACCAGCUGAUGCAGGAGCAGAGGGCCCGGUACCUCUCCUCCAGCACUGUCGCCAGCUACAUGGAGCCAGGAGACUGCUAUGAGGAGAUCUUCCAAUACAUCUGCCACAUCGUGCGCAAAGCCAAACGCCGCACCCUCGGGCUGUACAACAGCAUACAGAGCCGGCGCCAGGGCCACGUGGAGCCGAGUGAUGCCAAGCUAGGCACGAACAGGAAAAAACAGAGGCACUACAGGCUUUGCCAGCAGCACAACUCUCUUGACUGCCCUUCUCAGGGCUUGGUCCAGCCCAUUGCUAUGACAGCAACCUCUGAUCCCACCAACUGCCCCCGAUGCCAUAGGGGGGAGCACGAAGCAUCCCGAAGGCUCUCUGUCCUGGAUAGCGCUGACUCAGACCAGGAGGAUGGAGGAGCCAGCGAAGAGGAGGCAGAGAGCAGCAGAGAGGACCAGGGUGUCUCAGCACUGGAGAAGGAGGAGGAGGAGGUAGAAGAAGAUGGAUGGCUGAAGCUCUGCAGUGACAUGUGGAGAGAAGUGAGGGUCAAGCUUCGAGGGAUUGUGGACAGCAAGUACUUCAACCGUGGGAUCAUGAUUGCAAUCCUGGUGAACACUAUCAGCAUGGGCAUCGAGCACCAUGAGCAGCCAGAGGAAUUGACCAAUAUCUUGGAGAUCAGCAAUGUUGUCUUUACAAGCAUGUUUGCCCUGGAGAUGAUCCUGAAACUUGCUGCUUUUGGCCUCUUUGAUUACCUCCGCAACCCCUACAACAUCUUUGACAGUAUCAUCGUCAUCAUCAGCAUCUGGGAGAUCAUCGGCCAGUCGGAUGGGGGCCUCUCUGUGCUGAGGACUUUCCGUCUCCUGCGGGUGCUGAAGCUGGUGCGUUUCAUGCCCGCCCUGCGCCGCCAGCUUGUGGUGCUGAUGAAGACGAUGGACAAUGUAGCCACCUUCUGCAUGCUUCUCAUGCUUUUCAUCUUUAUAUUCAGCAUCUUGGGAAUGCACAUCUUUGGUUGCAAGUUCAGCCUCAGGACAGACACAGGAGAUACAGUUCCUGACCGGAAGAAUUUUGACUCCCUGCUGUGGGCCAUUGUCACCGUCUUCCAGAUCCUAACCCAGGAGGACUGGAAUGUUGUGCUCUAUAAUGGCAUGGCCUCCACCUCGCCUUGGGCAUCCCUCUACUUUGUGGCUCUCAUGACAUUCGGCAAUUACGUGCUCUUCAAUCUGCUGGUGGCCAUUCUUGUGGAGGGGUUCCAGGCUGAGGGUGAUGCCAAUCGGUCAUACUCAGAUGAAGAUCAGAGUUCAUCAAACAUGGAGGAGUUAGAUCAGUUCCAAGAUGUCCAAGAAGGCUCAGAUCCCAAGCUCUGCGCAAUUCCUGUGACACCUAAUGGACACUUGGACCCAUCCUUGCCCUCCACCCCACCAGUGGCUGCUGGGGGGGUCACAAACUCUUCGCGCAACUCCCUGCAGCCUGACCAGAUCCGUGUUGCUGUUGGUUCCCGGAAGAGCAGUGUGAUGUCCCUGGGGAGAAUGACCUGUGACCAGCGGUCAUUGUCCAGCUCCCGCAGUUCCCACUAUGGUGCCUGGGGCCGCAGUGGGCCCUGGGGCAGCCGCCGCUCCAGCUGGAACAGCCUGGCCCGGGGACACAGCCUAAAGCACAGACCUCCCUCUGCUGAGCACGAAUCCCUCCUGUCUGGAGAAAGGCACGGGACUGGGACAGCGGAUGGGGAGCCGGAUGGGACAGGAAGGGUGUUGCAUCACCGCCGGACGCUCUCCCUGGACAACAAAGGCUCCUGUGACCUGCUGGAGUUGGCCUCAGUCCCGUCUGGCUACAGAGUGGCCCGUAAGCUGGGAGCAGCGUCUGGGGCCAGUGAGCAUCAAGACUGCAAUGGCAAAAUGCCCAGUAUUGCCAAGGAGAUCUUCCCAAAGAUGGACAACCGCAAGGAACGGGGAGAGGAUGAUGAAGAGAUAGAUUAUAGCCUAUGCUUUCGCAUCCGAAAGAUGAUGGAAGUUUAUAAACCAGACUGGUGUGAGUUACGGGAAGACUGGUCCAUAUAUCUCUUCUCUCCACAAAACAGGUUUCGCCUCCUCUGCCAAACCGUCAUUGCUCACAAACUCUUUGACUAUGUUGUGCUGGCCUUCAUCUUCCUGAACUGCAUCACCAUUGCUCUAGAGAGACCACAGAUUGAACACAGAAGCACGGAGAGAAUCUUUCUCACUGUGUCCAACUACAUUUUCACAGCAAUUUUUGUAGCUGAGAUGACACUGAAGGUGGUCUCUCUAGGCCUGUAUUUUGGGGAUCAGGCUUACCUCCGCAGCAGCUGGAACAUCUUGGAUGGCUUCUUGGUCUUCGUGUCUCUUAUUGACAUCGUGGUCUCGGUGGCCUCUGCUGGUGGUGCCAAAAUCCUGGGGGUGUUGCGGGUUCUCCGGCUGCUGCGCACCUUACGUCCCCUCCGAGUCAUCAGCCGAGCUCCUGGCCUGAAGCUGGUGGUGGAGACACUCAUUUCUUCCCUCAAGCCCAUAGGAAACAUCGUCCUCAUCUGUUGUGCUUUCUUCAUCAUCUUCGGCAUCCUGGGUGUGCAGCUCUUCAAGGGCAAGUUCUACCACUGCCUGGGAGUUGACAUCAGGAACAUCACCAACCGGUCUGACUGCAUGGCUGCCAACUACAAGUGGGUGCACCACAAGUAUAACUUCGAUAACCUGGGACAAGCUCUGAUGUCCCUCUUUGUUCUGGCUUCCAAGGAUGGCUGGGUCAAUAUUAUGUAUAAUGGACUGGAUGCUGUGGCUGUUGACCAGCAGCCGGUAACCAACAACAACCCCUGGAUGCUCCUCUACUUCAUCUCCUUCCUCCUCAUCGUCAGCUUCUUUGUGCUCAACAUGUUCGUGGGGGUGGUGGUGGAGAACUUCCACAAGUGCCGGCAGCACCAGGAGGCUGAGGAGGCGCGCCGGCGGGAGGAGAAGCGCCUGCGCCGCCUGGAGAAGAAGCGAAGGAAGGCGCAGCGUCUGCCGUACUAUGCUACCUACUGCCCCAUACGUCUCCUUAUUCAUUCGGUCUGCACCAGCCACUAUCUGGACAUCUUCAUCACUUUCAUCAUCUGCCUCAACGUGGUCACUAUGUCCUUGGAGCACUACAACCAACCUGUGUCCCUGGAGACCGCCCUCAAAUAUUGCAACUACCUGUUCACCACUGUCUUUGUGUUGGAGGCUGUUCUCAAGCUGGUGGCAUUUGGUCUGCGGCGAUUCUUCAAAGACAGGUGGAACCAGCUAGAUCUGGCCAUUGUGCUGCUGUCUGUCAUGGGCAUCACGUUGGAAGAGAUUGAAAUCAAUGCUGCUCUCCCAAUUAACCCCACUAUCAUUCGGAUCAUGAGGGUGCUGCGUAUCGCCCGGGUCCUGAAGCUACUGAAGAUGGCCACAGGAAUGCGAGCACUGCUGGAUACAGUUGUUCAAGCCCUGCCACAGGUGGGAAACCUUGGACUCCUUUUCAUGCUACUCUUUUUCAUCUACGCUGCUCUAGGAGUGGAGCUCUUUGGAAAACUGGUAUGCAAUGAUGAGAACCCCUGUGAGGGCAUGAGCCGCCAUGCCACCUUUGAGAACUUCGGGAUGGCCUUCCUCACACUCUUCCAGGUGUCCACAGGCGACAACUGGAAUGGGAUCAUGAAGGAUACCUUGCGUGACUGCAGCCACGAUGACCGAAGCUGCCUCAGCAACCUGCAGUUCAUCUCCCCACUGUACUUUGUCAGCUUUGUGCUCACAGCCCAGUUUGUCCUCAUCAAUGUGGUGGUAGCUGUGCUCAUGAAACAUCUCGAUGACAGUAACAAGGAGGCUCAGGAGGAUGCAGAGAUGGAUGCUGAGAUUGAGCUGGAAUUUGCACAUGGGCUGUGCUCCCGCAAGUCAGGAUCUGCAAAUUCAAGACAGGGAAAAGGAACAGGAACAGAAGGCGGAGGUGGGAGAACAGAUCCUGAAGGGCGCCUAUGCAUGAGAUGUUACUCUCCAGCACAGGAGAACUUAUGGCUGGACAGUGUCUCUUUAAUUAUUAAGGACUCCUUCGACGGGGAGUUAAUGAUCAUCGAUAACCUAUCGGGCUCCGUCUUCCAUCAUUACUCCUCGCCGGCCAUGUGCGAGAAGUGUAACCAUGACAAGCAAGAGGUCCAGCUGGCUGAAAUGGAAGCAUUAUCCCUCAACUCAGACAAGUCCUCUUCCAUACUUCUGGGAGAUGAGUCAGACAAUCGCAGCACUUCUCAGCUGAGUCCUAAGGAGAUCAAGCAGGAUCACCAGGACAGCCCUGACUCCAAUGGAGCAGGUGAUCUAGGGGAAUGCCUGCUCCCAAUAUCCAGUGAGGAUGACUCAAGAAACCCGGACAGUUACCUGUGUGAAAUGGAGAAAACUCCUUUCAACUCAGUCCAGUCUUGGCUAAAGCAUGAAAGUACCAAAGUCCUUCCCAGCCCCUUCUCUCCAGGUGCAUCUUGCCCUCUGUUACCUGUACCAGCAGAAUUUUUCCACCCAGCCAUCUCUGCCACCCAGACAGGGCCCGAGAAAGUCUCAUGUCCACGCAACCUUCCUAAGAUCUCUCUGCAAGGCUCAUGGGCAUCACUGAGAUCGCCGAGUGUGAACUGUUCACUUCUUCAUCAGGCCCCUGAGAGCGAUACCUCGCUGGACAGCCGGAGCAGCAGCUCGGCGGGCAGCCUGCAGACCACGCUGGAGGACAGCCUGAACCUCAGCGACUCUCCCCAGUGCACCCUGGACCUCCCGGUGGCUCUGUGCCCCGUGCCAGCUGCCGGCACCCAAAGACCCCUGGCAGCCCCCCUCUCCCCUGCCUCCCGCUGCCGGAGCCUGCGGGGCCGGGGGCUCUUCAGCCUGCAGAGCAUCCGUCGACACCAGCGCAGCCACAGCAGUGGCGGGAGCACCAGUCCCGGCUGCACCCACCACGACUCCAUGGACCCCUCGGACGAGGAGGGGGUGGGCAGCAGCCUGCGGGGAGGCGGCAACAACAGCGAGCCCUUGGAGACCCUCAGCAGCCUCUCGCUGACCUCCCUCUUCUCGCCCCCACCACCGGGGCUGACACUGGUGAAGAAGUGCAGCAGCACCAGCAGCCUCCACGCCAGCCCCUCACCCCGCCGCCCUACCGCCCACCACGCCAAGCCCUUCUACACCGUUGAUCCCCGGGGCUUCCUCUCCAUGCCUUCGUGGGUGACGGACUUCUGCAAGGACACCCGCUUACCCAGGGAAGGAGAGGAACCAGACAGCCCUGGCAGACUGGGGACGGGGGACCACGGCUCCCCGCUCCCAUCCAAGCUGGAGCUGGGUGAUGGAGUCAGCAAGAGGAACAGAUGAGGGUCCAUAGGGUGCAGGGAGGGAGCAUAAUGCCACUGGCACGGGGAGCGUGUUUCACUAGCUUCUCCACAGCAGCAAUUCCAAAGGAUUUGCAAGAAAAAGAACGAGGCAAACAAAAAUUUAUAAAUAUUUAUAUAUAUAUAUAUACAUAAAUAUAUAUAUAUAGAAUAAAUACUCUGGUACCGUACCUCAGAGGCAUGGGAGAGUGCAAGCAAUACAGGAACAGUCCUGCCUGAGGGCACGACCUGGACCAUCACCGCAGAGACUAUAGUGACAAGAAAAGGCCGUGGGGCUGGCAGGGACGGGACCCUCCAGCCAGGUGACUGCUGUGUGGCAGCUGUUUAGUUAUAUACAUAUACAUAUAUAGAGAGAUCGAUUUAUUUAUUUUUUUUACCAAGAGAUUAUGAAUUUCAGAAAGUGCUAAAGUGGAACAAACAAACGGGGGCUGAAGGAGGUGCUACACCAAACAAGGAGGGUGGGGGCAAAGAGAAAAGAAGCAGGGUGAGCAGCAAGGGAAGAUCAUCUGGGGUUUGCCUUGCCUGUUUCUGGGAACUUCCUUAUUGUUCAUGCUUCCAUUUCGAACAUUAAAAAUUGUGGACCAGACCUUCAGGUCUAGCAUAAAUUGGCAAAA
Columba livia (rock pigeon) is the source of this 8735-nucleotide messenger RNA. RefSeq names its product calcium voltage-gated channel subunit alpha1 I (gene CACNA1I). Lineage: Eukaryota; Metazoa; Chordata; Aves; Columbiformes; Columbidae. Gene Ontology annotation, molecular function: low voltage-gated calcium channel activity; voltage-gated sodium channel activity. The transcript is spliced from 38 exons. Gene Ontology annotation, cellular component: voltage-gated calcium channel complex; voltage-gated sodium channel complex; neuron projection. Gene Ontology annotation, biological process: positive regulation of calcium ion-dependent exocytosis; calcium ion transmembrane transport; membrane depolarization during action potential. The coding region runs from base 1496 to 8104 and encodes 2202 amino acids. The record is from RefSeq and is a predicted model, not a curated record.